Coniophora puteana RWD-64-598 SS2 is the source of this 1395-nucleotide messenger RNA. RefSeq lists its product as uncharacterized. The record is from RefSeq and is a predicted model, not a curated record. Bases 1 to 1395 code for a protein of 464 amino acids. Lineage: Eukaryota; Fungi; Basidiomycota; Agaricomycetes; Boletales; Coniophoraceae. The transcript has a single exon.
AUGCGUAAAUCAGAUUGGCUCGUUCUCCAGAAGUAUGUCCCCCGUGUUCACGUCUUGCGCACAGACACGUCGACUAUGCACAUUAUCGUAGAUGUCGGCGUGCUUAGUGCAGUGAGCUGCUACUGCGGCCCCACCCUUCUACCAAACAUACAGCGUAUGUAUGUUGGAGACGAAGACUACCCCUAUCUCGCGCCAUUGCUACAUGACAUCGUGUUUUUUCCGCGGUUAUUUCUAGGAACCCGGCUCACUGUGCUUAGUCUAUAUGGGCUUGAGUCGAAGGCAUCCCCCAUUUUGACAGUCGCGGCUGACGCAUGUCCGUUGCUCAAGGACAUCCAUCUUACAUUCCACGGUGAUAUCAAAGAUGAAAUCAUAGAGAUUACUGAGGUUAUCGCCUGCAGGCUGAAGAAACUCGAGUCAAUUCAUCUUGAUCUUCCGGACGACUUCACAGUGUCCGUCCCACAGAUCCUGUCGGUACUAUCACCGCUCUCAGCGCUAUCGAAGUUAAGCCUCAAGUGGCGCGUCCCCUCUCAAAAUCUGCGCUCUACCUCACCAAGCACCUGCGGGACUGCCAUUAGGCUUCCCGCCCUCCGCUACCUUCUCAUACAAACCCAACCCCUUCAAGUCAUGCACGUGAUGAAUGCACUGCAAGAUCUUACAAGCCUCAAUUGCUUGUCAGUGAUAUUCAACGAUGUGCACGCUGAUACAGCCGUCCCCGAGGCCAUUGCCGCCAUAGCCGAGACUCUGGUCGAUACUAGCGCACCCGUCCACGAUAUAGAACUCUUGUUCCCCGAUUCAGACAAUACCAGCUUGCUUCCCUUUGACGUAUUCCGCCCGUUGCUUCGUCUCCACAACUUGACAUGUUUCAGUGUGGGAGAAUGCCCACAUCCCGCAUGGGAUGACUCCAUUCUGGAGCAGCUAGCGCGAUCGUUCCCGAACUUUACCCACCUCAACCUACUCUGGCUUCGCUCGCCAUACGUCGACAUGGGAGACGUAACGGACACCAAUAUCACGCUCCGUGGACUCGCUUCGCUGCUUCUCCACUGUCCAAAGCUUCAGAUGCUUGGCCUCGCCGUUGACGUGACCAGCUCCGAAGACCUGGAUGACGAAGACUCCGACGUCAGCCGCGUAUGCCACACCCAGCUGACCUACUGGCAGGUGUACAACUCUGUGAUCGAGGAUGACGACGACGUCGACCUUGCCGCACAGACGCUUGCUCGCAUUGCACCCAACAUCGCGUCCUUCGUGCCGCUGGCAAUCGACCAGGCUUGGCAUCUAGGCGAUCACGCAGCUGUGAAGGACAGCGCCAGGCAGUGGGACAGGAUUGCGGAGCAGCUCGCGUGGUGUAACGCAGCUCGCGAGCAUUAUCUCGCCUACGCGCCCAACGCUAGCCGUUAG